Cadophora gregata is the source of this 2091-nucleotide messenger RNA. RefSeq lists its product as uncharacterized. Gene Ontology annotation, molecular function: catalytic activity. Lineage: Eukaryota; Fungi; Ascomycota; Leotiomycetes; Helotiales; Ploettnerulaceae. The record is from RefSeq and is a predicted model, not a curated record. The coding region runs from base 1 to 2091 and encodes 696 amino acids. The transcript has 3 exons.
AUGGCUUCAUACCUCCAGCGAUUGUUAUCUCUCGGGCAGAAAUCCAUUGUCACGACAGGAGACCCAGAACCGCAAAAGACACAAAAUGGAAGAGACUCAGACCUCCUCAAUUCCAUGAACAAGGUUCUCGGUCUCCCAAAGAGCUCUGAUGUCGUCGUCGUCGGCGGUGGUAUCCAUUCCCUCAUCUUCGCCAUCCACGCACGAACCAUCGAGCUGAAGAAGAAUCCCAGCUCCGCAAACCCAAUAAGAAGCAUUACCAUCCUCGAGAAAUGCCCAUCUCCAAGCUACAAGAUCGGCGAAUCAACACUAACCGUCUUCGGGCUCUGGCUCAAACUCAUCGGGAUCUCCUCGCCCAUGCUCUGGCGAUUAUUCGGUCCUAAAGACGGUCUUGCGUUGUACUACUUUAGCGAGUCGGAUAAUACAGAAAAUGUCAAUGGCAAUAAUUACUACACCAGCUUUGUCGCUAACGGUCCACCGGGAGAUGUCGUCGCUACACUGCAGAUUGAGCGGAAGGUCAGCGAGUUGAUGCUUACGUUGUUUGCGCAGAGGCUGGGAAUUACGGUUUUGCAUGGGAAGCAGGUUGUCGUUGAUGGGGAGACUGUGGUGGGUGUUAGUCCGGGUUCAAGUCCAGUAUCAAGUCCAAGUCUGGGAAACAAAGAAGAUAUGGAAGAUUGUGUGAAUGUUAAAUUUCUAGAUGUCGAGACGAAGAAGCAGGAAUCCAUCAACGCACGACUCAUCAUCGACGCCACAGGUCGAUUCCACCGAUUCGCUUCAAAGGCAAAACAUAGGAUUGAACGUCCAGAAGGGUUCAACACACAUGCCUUCUGGGCAUACUGGGAGUGUAAUGUUGACGAGGAGGAUAUCCCGCUGCGGGACUACGAGAGUGUGAAUACGAACCACAUUUGUAUUCCAGAAGGCUGGGCAUGGGUAAUUCGCCUCCCCACCUGGGAAGGCACCCCCCUCACCAACCUCACCGCCAUGAUAAACCACCUCCUCGACCUCAACGCGUCCCUUACCCCAGGAGACGCCUACCUCUCCACAGGCGAGCUCAUCAAAAGAUUCAACCUAUCCUUCCGCUGGGUCAUAAGUAUCGGAUUCGCCCUCCGCUCAGACACCAUUUUCCCUUCCCAAACCAUCUUAAACACGCAUGGAUGUUACGAAGAGGAGCAGAAGUUCAACUGGGUGGUCUCCAAGUAUGCGCAUGUGAGGGAGUUCAUGGGGAGGUUCACGCUGAUUGAGGAUCUGUAUGGUGAGGGGACGACGUGGUUUACGAGGAAGAAUAUUGCGUUUAGGGCACCGCGUGUGUCGGGAUGUAUUGCGAAUUCAAACUCGAAUCCAAACUCGAACUCUAACUCGAGUGUGAGUUGGAUGGCCAUCGGCGACGCAACGGGAUUCACGAACCCGCUGUACAGUCCUGGCAUCAACGCUAAUAUGGGAACAAGUAUUUUCGUCGCCGAGAUGCUGGAGUCGUACUUUUCUCCUAGCAUCUCCCCCAAACUGAAAUCAGAAGAAAGACAAGCGCUAUGUCAAAAGUAUGAGAAGUUCUGCGAGUAUCGGAUCGAGAAUCUUCAGCGCAUGAAUGUCUUCAAUUACAUGCUUUUCCGAUCUCCUGAACUCGGCCCACUUGGUCCGCUGUGGCAGUACCUUAUUGGCACGGGGAAUCAGCUGUUUAGGAAUACGAGGGAGUAUACGCUUGAGACGGCGGGGCAGAAGUUGCUUACGCGGUGGGAUUGUCGGUGUAAAGAUGAGAGGUAUAUUGUUUGCGCUAGCAAGACCAUCACUCUUCUUUCUGGGCCGGUGAGCGAACCGCUUUCGAGGGAGAGGGUCGAAGAGGUGAGGGAGUGGAUUAUGGGGUGUGUGAGGGAGGCGGUGGAGACGGGGGAGUAUAAGGGACGGUGGGGUGGGUUGUUGAGGUAUUGUGAUGAUGGGUUGGUGUUUAGGGGGGAGGGGAAGAGGGAGAGGGAUGUGUUGGCUAGGAGGUGUGAGGGGUGUGGGGAGUGGAGGAUGAUGAGGGGGGAUUGUUGUAGGUGUCCGUUUUGUGGGUGGGUGCAUCCUGUUGAGAUGAGCACAAAGGUUUUGUAUGGGAUAUGA